UUUAAAAAAAUGCAAUUUGUUAUUCUUUCUAGAAGGGGGCCUCCUCCUCCACUCCUAGGAGUGCUUAUUAUAACAACUGCCAGUGCUAGAAAUCCCAUGAUGGGGUCUGAAAGUGCAGAGAGAUUCUUUUGGCUCAUGCAUCAUCACUUGUAAAAAAAAAUUUCUAAUUAGACUUUAGUUAACCAUUUGGUAAAGUUGUAAGACAUAAUUAAAUUCAUCACAUUCUCCCAUGUCUAUAUUGGUUCUGCAGGGCUAAUAUUAGCAAAAUCUUGUAGAAGAUUUUGUCAAUACAGUAAAUGUCUUUGAAUGUACAGUGAGCAGAUCCAAUGAGCAAGAAUGUACCAUUUCUACAAUCACUUUUCUGACCACUUUUCUUCACUUUGAUGCUUAAAUUGGCACUAUAUGCCUAAUUUCGCCACAUAUUGUUGGAAGGACAGAUCUCCUAAGCAUAGCCUUAUCCAGCACUGCAAAUACUAAAAGAACACAAAUGAUGAAAUUCAAAACAUAUCACACUGUGUAAGCCAAAGACAUUUGAGUGAAAACAAAGGGUGAAAUCCUGGCCCUAUUGAAAUCAAGGGGAUGUCAUGAGUGUUCCCAUUGAUUUAAUUAGGCCAUGAUUUCAGCUACCAUUUCUAUAUUGGCCCCAUCCUGCAAACCCUUAGCUGAUCAGCUCUUAUGAGCAAUCUCAUUGAUUUUGGUGGGAUUACUUAAAUGAAUUAAUAUUACUCACAUAAGAGUUGCAUGAUUUGUCCUUAAACUUGUGCUUCUAUCUAUUAGAAUUGUCUUUUCAUUUUUUUCCUAAUUUCUUUAUUUAGGAAACAGCUAAAACAUGGCCAAAAUGACUAAUUUGGAAGAAGCUGAAGUACAACUUUCUGAGUUAGACCUACUUUCUAGUAUGUUUCCUGAUGAAGAUGAGUUUAUUGUGACUGAUCAGCUGGCUGUAGCAGAACUAAAACAUUAUAUUGAUAAUAAGACGUCAGAGAUCCCAUCUUCAAAAGUUCAGUUUAUACUGAAUGUAAAACAAGAGGUUGCUGAUGCCACUAUGGUAAUGCUUUCUUUAUCCUGUGCUUUACCACUUAACUACCCAGCUGUUCUACCAGAAAUUACUGUCAGGUCACCAUCAUUAAGCCGAUCACAGCAGAUUCAGCUGAACGCAGAUCUAAAAACAUACUUGAAGCAAAACUGCAGUGGUGAGGUCUGUGUAUUAAAUGCAAGAGAAUGGGUUAAAGAUCAUGCAGCUGCUUAUAUCGAUAAGGAGCUUUCAUCUUCAUCAGUGACGAUAUUGAGGACUAUGCAGUCAGAAGAUGUCAUUUUCACUAGAUUAUGGAUCUAUAGUCAUCACAUCUACAACAAGCAUAAAAGAAAGAAUAUUGUUGAUUGGUCUAAGGAGCUCGCUCUGACGGGGUUUAGCAUGCCUGGGAAACCAGGUGUCAUUUGUGUAGAAGGCCCACAGAGUACUUGUGAAGAAUUCUGGUCAAGAGUCAGAAGAUUAACAUGGCGGAGAAUUUUAAUUCGCCACAGAGAGGAUAUUUCUCUGGAUGGGUCACAUGCUGAGAUGCAGAAACAAAGAAAAUUCUCAUCUUUUGAAGAAAAAGUAUUUGAUGCGCAUGGUGCCAGAGGAAAUCAUAUGGAUUUGGGGCAGCUCUAUCAUUUUUUAGAUGAAAAGGGGUGUGCUGAUGUUUUUCAGAUGUACUUUGGAGUUGAAGGAUGUUAGAUCAGCAAAGAUCCAAUCAAUGAACUUGAAAAAUUAUGUGACAGUCUUGGAUAAAUUAUUCUUUUCCCCUCUGAAAUAGUUGAUCAGUGAGGGGAAUGAUUACUGCUGCUUUAUAAGAUGAAUUCAGUUUUCCAUGAAAACGAAUAAUGGUGAAAAUGACUAUAUGAAUGCUUUAAUAUAAAGAUAUUUUUAAGGGAAAGAUAUAAUGAUGCUAAUGACAAAGACAACAACAAUAAACCAACAACAGUUUUUUGAUAGAUGCUGUAUACUAUUUAUAAUCUGAAUUAUUAAAACUUCACCUUGGAGAAGCUGAUUAUAUCUAUGUAAUAUAGUAAAAAAGAUCCAGAUGUUUGUGAAAAGUGUUAGUUUUGGGCAGAGAUACAGCACAUCAUAUUAUAGAUAUGGGAUUAUAUGUGUGCGUGUGUGUGUAAAAUAUGGAAUGGGAAGGGAAGCAACCAUGGGUGUGUGAUUUUCCAAUGAUUACAGUUAUUUUAAGCAGGCAUGUCUGGAAAGAAAUGUUGUCUUUUACAUCAUUGAACACUGUAUU
Molecule: messenger RNA, 2261 nt
Organism: Mauremys mutica (yellowpond turtle)
Lineage: Eukaryota; Metazoa; Chordata; Testudines; Geoemydidae
Gene: RWDD2B
Product: RWD domain containing 2B
Exons: 4
Coding region: 830-1714 (294 amino acids)
Molecular function (GO): protein binding
Source: RefSeq, a predicted model, not a curated record